AGAGUCGCGCGCCGAAUGAAUUCCCGCGUCUCGCCAGAAGAUGGCGCCUGCAGCUGCAUCAUCCAUUCAUUAAUUUUAGAAGCGCUCGUCCACGGCGUAAUACAACAAAGGUUUAGCCUCAGUCUCACAUAUCUGUUUUUGUACAACUUGCUUCAGUUCUGUGGACACACAUGGGUUUUUGCGAACAUGACAGCCAGAUUUCUUUCUUUUGGCGAAGAUGCCCAAGCUGGCACCUUCUAUUUUGUGGGCGUUAUGAUGGGCGCUUGUCAGCUUCUGUCUUUGUUAGAACUGUUUCAUAUUGCAGAUGGUUUUGAGGAGUGCAGACUUUUCCCUCGCUUUAUGCAGGUAAUGGAAAGAAAUGUCCUUCUGUUUCUCCUCAUCAGUCUGGAGGAGUUUCGGAGUAAACCGAUUGUGUGUGUGCAGUUUUAUCUGUGGAAUAUACUGGGCCUUCUAAGGUAUCCAAAUGAGUUAUUUUGCGUUAUAGGCACACCAUAUUUUAAAAUGCUAUGGGUGCAUCAAACACUCUCAAUCCCAGUGUAUUUGCUGUCUGCUGUCACAGAAGGAAUAAGCAUUUUGUAUAUGUUGCUGUACUUUUCUGAGUCUGAAGGAAUGGAUUCAGUGCGGCUUAAAGUCCCUGCAUCAAUGUACAUUUAUUCCCCAUACGUUCUUAUGGGUUGGUUGCUUCUUCUUGUAUUAGGAUCCAGUUUAACAGUAAUACUCUUGCUGAAGGAAAGGAAGCAAAAUCUGGAGAGCUGGAAUAAAAAACUGAAGAACGACUAACCAGAGAAAUUGUCUGUACAGGUCCUCCUAUUCACCAAAGCCAAAUAUUUUAUUCUUAGGGGUAUUAUGUUGGAGGCUGAACUCUUCCCUGUGUUGAAACACAAUUAUGUUUGAUUGUUUGUUUAAUGGCACAAUUAAAACAUUUUAUCUGUUACAGAACAAAUACAUUUGAACUGAAAAAUGUACAUGCUUUAACAAAAAUACAAGCUUCACAUUUCUGUUUUUUAAACAAUCAAAACAACUACUUAUCAAAUGUCAAUAUCUAAGUACCACCUAGUCACGAUAAUCUUCUGUGAUUUAAUUUUUCAUUGUGUUUAAGCACAGGCAACAAAACUUCGAACACCAUGCACAUGCCAUAUUUUGAUUAAUAAUGUUCCUGUAGGCAGGCAUUUGCAUAAUUUACAAAUAUUUGCAGUCCAAUUUAAACAUACAAAUAAAUUAUUCUACUUAAAAGAAAAAGUUGAAAAGUGAACUACAGACAUUGCAUAAAUUAUUGAUAGGCUACCAUACUGAGCAUUAAGUUGAUGUGUUUAUUUAGGUAUGCCUGCAAGAAAUAAGGUCAAAUAGAAUAAUAUCUUGCCUUUAAUUGUUUAUUUAUUCAUUUUAUUUUAUUUUUUUGCUCACAGAUUAUUAAUAAAACCAGCGCACAGCUUACAAACAUUGUUCAACACAACCUAUAAAGUAACUUAAAUUAUUAUUGUCAUUAUUAUUAAAAGAAGAUAAAUAACAGUAUAAUAGUAGCCUACUAAAAAUAA
This is a messenger RNA of Onychostoma macrolepis, 1535 nucleotides long. RefSeq names its product 3-hydroxyacyl-CoA dehydratase 4 (gene hacd4). Gene Ontology annotation, biological process: fatty acid elongation; very long-chain fatty acid biosynthetic process; sphingolipid biosynthetic process. The record is from RefSeq and is a predicted model, not a curated record. Gene Ontology annotation, molecular function: 3-hydroxyacyl-CoA dehydratase activity. The coding region runs from base 16 to 780 and encodes 254 amino acids. The transcript has 7 exons. NCBI's taxonomy places the organism in Eukaryota, Metazoa, Chordata, Actinopteri, Cypriniformes, Cyprinidae. Gene Ontology annotation, cellular component: endoplasmic reticulum membrane.